Molecule: messenger RNA, 3071 nt
Organism: Mycotypha africana
Lineage: Eukaryota; Fungi; Mucoromycota; Mucoromycetes; Mucorales; Mycotyphaceae
Product: Nup93/Nic96-domain-containing protein
Exons: 7
Coding region: 232-2796 (854 amino acids)
Biological process (GO): protein import into nucleus; poly(A)+ mRNA export from nucleus
Cellular component (GO): nuclear pore
Molecular function (GO): structural constituent of nuclear pore
Source: RefSeq, a predicted model, not a curated record
CAAAGACAGCAGCAGCAUCGAUAUAAUAUUUACACUGAACACUCCCAUUAAUUAUAGUGAUAAACCUUUAAACGUAUACAUCAUAUACCACUUUCAUUUUCUUUCUGCACAUGCUUAAAUGAAUACAAUUUUCUUUAUGACCGAUCUCCGAAAAGGACCAAAUUCGGUCUUAGUCUUAGAACAAAGCAACAACAAGAAAAAUUAAAAGUUGACGUAGAUCUCUCUCUUAAAAUGACUAUCAGUCGGUUCGAAAAACUUUUACACAAUUCAAGAGAACUUCCAACUUCUUCCAGCCAAAAUGGAAUACCUCAGAUCAAUCGUAAUUUGAAUCAGAUUGCCGAGGAAUCGUACAUAAUGGCAAAUAAGAUCAACGAAGAAGACAUCAAUGAAAGUAGUGGCUUGGACAGAAAUAGAGGACAUUAUUUUUUGGCACAGAGUGGCAUGAAUGCCCAAGAAACGAGUCGUAAGCUAAGGACGAUGGAUACGAAAUUCCAUUUUGAGCCAGUGAAGAAGGCUGUGAAGCAUACAGAUGUCGAGGCUUACCUGAACGAAGUUCAAGAAAAGUUGAUGAAAGAUACAAUUGACGAAUCAAGAAAAUAUACGAGAGAAAUGUUUUUAGAUAGUAUGGAUGAACAGUUACAUAAGAAUUGGCAAAGGUCUAAAGCACAACUAUUACAAAAUUGGGAUCUUGAACAAGAUAACAAGUUGUUUGGGCGCGGUAUUGGUAUUACAGGAAGAAGUAGCAACCGAGAAGCACAGAUUCUUCCCUAUGCGAAUGUGAUCAGCGAUUUGAACAAAAAGCGACUGACGUACGAUAGAAUGCCUUUAACGCAAAAAUUCCAACAACUGAUGAUGAAGUUCACCGACGAAUAUGCUACAAGCUCACAGAGGAAAUCACUCGGUCGAGUUUGGGAUAUUACGACUCAUUUCACCAUGAAGAAUUACAUCGACGAAAACCCAGUUAAGAAACGACGACAAUUAUUGAAUUCCUCGAGGCAGUGGUUAGAGAAUCAAUAUAGAGCCAUAGUCGAAGAUACACUAUUUAAGCAAGCUACAGUAGCCAAAGUGGGAGGAGCACCUUCUGUUUUACAUAGAAUGCACAAAUUUAUGGAAGUCCAAUUUAAAAGCGCAAAAAGCUAUACUAUGAGACCGCUAACGCACACCGAAGAAUAUACAUGGAUUUACCCCAACCUAGAAAUUGACCGAAAUACAUCCACACCUAUUUGGCUAUUCUUGUAUGUUUUAUUGAGAAGUGGGCUAUCGCAGUUAGCGCUUCAGUAUGUAAAGAAUCAUGUGGAAUCAUUUCAUCGAACUAAUCAAUUUCCAGCAUUGUUUGAAGAAUACAUUGCCAAUGAUCAGUUAUCGGCAGAGAGCAAGUUUAAUGUGUUUGCGGAAUAUAGACUUAUGAAAUAUGGAAAUACACCCGCAGACCCCUUCAAAAUUCUUUUAUACAAGAUCAUGGGAAAAUGUGAGCUGAAUAUCAAGAGUGAAAAUGAUGUGAUCGAUACUAUCGAGGAUUAUAUAUGGUUACAGUUCAAUUUAAUAGAUGAGGUAGAAUAUACGUUAGUAGAACUACAGGAAACCAUCUCUGUACAGCAUGGCGAAAAGGAUUUUGAUAAGAAUGGUUUGAAUCCUUGGUAUUAUUUCCAUAUUCUGUUAUUGACCUUACAGUUUGAAAAGGCAGUGGACUUUAUGUACUCAAAAGAACCCUUCAGAUUAGAAGCCGUUCACUUUGGUAUCACCUUUGCCUAUUAUGGACUAUUAAAUUUCCCCUCUAAACCGAGAGACUCCAGAUUUGAUUUACUUGUUAUAGAAGACAGCCAUAAGUACUGCUUGAACUUAGGCCGUUUAAUUGAAUUAUAUGUUCGACAUUAUUUGAUGAAGACUCACAUGAAUGACGAUACAGUUAUCCAAUAUAUAUACCUGCUAACAUUAUAUCCUCGUCACCAAGACAUGAAUUUACUGGCCCAAGAACAAUUCUGCGAUUUCUAUUCCGUAAAACAGCAACAAGGACAUAAUUUAGUGGACAUGCUACAAUAUAAAUCACUUUUGGGAUUAGAGAAGGACGAGGAGUUCAAACAGCAUAUAUUAAAUCCUAUUGCAAGUCGAUUACAAGACAAUGGCCGAUAUAAAGAGGCAAUUUCAAUAUAUGAUUCCUUUGUUUAUAACAGCAACAAAGAUUAUACAACAGAUAUACUUCGUAUACUGAACCGUCAAUUGGAUUACACACUUAACCAAUGCUUCUUUGACUUUGGAAAUGAUGCAACAGACAAUAAACGAAAACAAGUUAGUCAAGAAAUUGUCGAUUAUUGCAUUUCAUUUACAAAGAAGAAAGCAACGACUUUCAAUGUUAUGGAUCACCAUCUGCAAUAUAGCGAUGAUGUCUCAAGAAUUCAUUACAUUUUGUUACAUUUCCUUCAAGCGUGCGUAAAAUUUGAAAGUGGCCAAUACCAGGAAGCAUUAGAGUCCAUCCAAAUCACACACGUUCUUCCUUUGAACAAUGACUACCAAAUGAUCUGUAGAGCAGUAGAAGAUUACAACGAGUCUAAAGAUGAUAUCAUUCGCAAUCAUAUACCUGAUAUUGUGAUUAUGACGCUGGAUAUAGUGUAUGAGUUAUGGAAGAAGAAUAACACCAUGAUUGUAUCACCGAGUCAUGAGUCUUACAAAACGUCCUUAACAAAAAUGUAUGAAGACUACAUUAACUCUAUCAUGGUAUUUGUUGGUAUGAUCAGUUCGAAAAUACCUGCCUCAGUACUUCAAAAAAUGAAUAGAAAGGUGUCGGAAAUACAUCAUUGAUGGAAAAAAUCCGUUAUCGAUCGGAUGAACAAUUAUCCUUUGUUACUUCAUUUUGUUGACACAAGUUUUUUUACCUUCAAUAAACAGAGCUGCCAGCACAAGUAAAUCCUUGUCUUUUGUCACCAUUAACGUUUUUGAAACGAUGCAUAUUCAAAUGCACCUAAAAUGUAAAGCCCUUUCUUUUUCAAUUUGGUUUCCCUGUGUAUUCAUCGUAAAAGCUUCUGGAACACCGGAAAUGUCCGGCUUUUGCUUCCGUUUUGUUUGUUGAAAAUCUC